Molecule: messenger RNA, 1146 nt
Organism: Lachancea dasiensis
Lineage: Eukaryota; Fungi; Ascomycota; Saccharomycetes; Saccharomycetales; Saccharomycetaceae
Source: the annotation of a GenBank genome assembly
AUGCCAGUAGAAACAGAUCUCAAAACGGCGUAUUCCCUGUUGUAUGACGCAAAAAACCCCGGCGACGCAUUAGAAGUGUACGAUUCGGUCUUGCAGCAGUCGCCCGCCAAUUUUGUGGCACAUAUAUACAAGGCCGCAUGCCUCGAGAAGUUGUACUACGGAUUCAAGAGCUGGCAUAGUGACAAGACGUUGGAAAAUGCAUUGGAGUUGUUGGAAUCUGCGGUAGAGAUUGCACAGCGUAGAGGGGAUCGGUCUAAACUGGCUUUAGCUAACUUCCGGCUCUGUGUGCACUUUUACAAUCGUAAACAAUACCCAGCCGCUGAUGAGUACUUCCGAAAAGCUCGCGAACUUCAGUACCAAGAUGACACAAUGCCCAUCUGGGAGGCAAACCUUGCAAAUAAAAUGAAAAAGUGGAAAGAAAGGCACGGGCCCGCUAGUCUUGGCGAUCAGGAAGCUGGGAAACUCGAGAGAAGCAGCGUGAAUGAAUCCUCACUUCAUAGAAAUCCAAAAAACGACGAAGUGUCCAAGAAGCCUACUUUCAAAAUGGACUGGUACCAGACUGCCACAACAAUAACUAUAUCAUUGUUCACAUCGUCGCUUCCGAGAGAUAAGGACUCUCUUCACGUGUAUCUUUCUCCUGGCCAUCAAGAUCUGGAAGUCACAUAUCCUAUUCCUUCAUCGGGCGGAGAAUUCCAAUACACUGCAAAACUUUUACAUGAGGUGGAUCCUGACCAAAUCCGAGUCAGUAUAUUGUCUAAAAAGAUCGAAAUUUCACUAGCGAAAAAGGUCAAGACUCAGUGGAAACAGCUUGCUAAGUCCACUGACCCAUCGAUUACCUCAAAAGGAUCUUCCCCGUUACCUAUAUCCGAUGCACACGGCAACACUGAAUCUGCCAAGCUCUACCCCACGUCGUCAAAGAAAAAUAUCGACUGGUCAAAAUUAGAGGUUGAUGAUGAUGAACAAAACCAAUCAGCCGAUGCUUUCUUCCAGCAGUUGUAUUCGGGCGCUGAUCCUGAUACCAGGCGUGCCAUGAUGAAAUCUUUCGUCGAGAGCAACGGUACUGCGUUAAAUACAAAUUGGGAAGAGGUGUCGCAAAAGAAGGUUGAAACUGUUCCUCCAGAAGGCUCAGAGGCGAAAAAGUGGUAG